AUGUUAUGCAAGCCAAAGAAAGCUGGGGGUUUGAGUAUUCAUGAUCUUAUGGCCUGGAAUUGUGCUGCAAUGGCCAAAUAUGUUUGGAAUAUCGCUGAGAAAGCAGAUUGUUUGUGGGUAAAAUGGGUUUAUUAUGUUUACAUCCGUGAUACUGAUUGGUGGAGUUACACUCCCCCUACCUCUACUAGCUGGCAUUGGAGGUCUAUUUGUAAAGUGAGAGAAAAGGUGGCUUCUGGAUAUAGAGGAAAUUCUUGGAUUCACAACCCACGAGGCAUUUACUCAGUUAAGUCUAGGUAUGAAUGGUUAAGAGGUGAAAUGGUUAGUGUUUCGUGGCAACGUUGGGUUUGGUGCAGGUUUAAUAUUCCUAAGCAUAGCUUCAUUUGCUGGCUUAAUGCUUUAGGAAGAUUAAACACAAAAUCAAGGCUACUUUUGUUGGGUGUUAGCAAUGAUGACAGAUGUAUUAUUUAUGAUGCAGAUUCCGAGUCCACCUCACACUUGUUCUUUGAGUGUGCUUUUAGCAGGGAAUGCCUAAAGGCUACCAAGCGAUGGUUGUCUAUCUCCUGUACCAGCAUGCAGUAUGAGACUUUAUGCAAAUGGAUUGCAAGGAGGAAGGCAUCAAAGUUCAAGAAAAAUGUCCUUUAUGCUGCUGUUAAUGCAUGUUUGUAUAAUGUGUGGAGAGCUAGAAAUGAAGGAUAUUGGAACCAAAAGAUACCUUCUAUUGAAACCACAGUUAAAGUCAUUCAAGAGCAAGUUAAGAUUCGGGUUAGAGCUAUAAUGCCGAAAUUGAUUUCUGCUACCGAUAAAUCGUGGUUUGAUUCUUGCUAG
Beta vulgaris subsp. vulgaris (sugar beet) is the source of this 825-nucleotide messenger RNA. RefSeq lists its product as uncharacterized. NCBI's taxonomy places the organism in Eukaryota, Viridiplantae, Streptophyta, Magnoliopsida, Caryophyllales, Amaranthaceae. The record is from RefSeq and is a predicted model, not a curated record. Bases 1 to 825 code for a protein of 274 amino acids. The transcript has a single exon.